AUGUCGUUCCCCGUUCCUCCUGGCGGUGCCAAGGGUGCUCUCGACUCCCCCAAUGCGCUGCCCGUGACUGUCGAAGAAGCUACAGCAGCCUGGUUCAGCCAGGUCCUCGGCCGACCCGUCGCCACUGCGGAGAUGGUCGAGGCCAUCCACGGAACGGCAAGCAAGAUCCGCUUCAAGCUCACAUACGAGGACGGCAACGAUGCGGCGACGCUGCCCACCCACGUCUGCAUCAAGGGCGGUUUCAACCCCGUCAUCGUCAAGCUGCACCCCUCCCUGAACGCCGUCUACCGCCGCGAGGCCGAGUUCUUCUACCACAUCGCCCCUACCGUGCCGAUGCGCCUCCCGCCCGUCUGGUACUGCGGCAGCGACACCGUCACGGGACAGGGCAUCGUGGUCUUCGACGACCUCAAGGCCGCGGGCUGCACCUUCGGCAACCCGCUUGAGGCCUGGCCUGUCGAGCGUGUGCGCGUCGGCGUCGAGGAGCUGGCCCUGCUUCACGCGAAGACAUGGGGUGCAAAGGAGGAAGACUUCCCCUGGCUCAAGGAGGGCCUUUCCCUGCGCGAGGUCAUCCUGUCGCUGAUGACGGAGCCCGCGUGGGCGGGGCGCUUCCUCGACGAGGCGGCCAAGCCGCCCGUGCCCGACAGCAUGCUGGACCGCGAGAGGAUGAUCCGGGCCUUCAAGACGUUGUGGGCGACGACCAACCAGGACCACAUGUGCGUCGCGCACGGCGACACCCACAUCGGCAACACCUUUGUCACCGCCGCGGGCGAGCCGGGCUUCCUCGACUGGCAGGGGCUGCACGCCAACUCGUGCAUUCACGACGUCACCUACUUCGUCGUGGGCGCGCUGACCGUCGAGGACAGGAGGGCGCACGAGGUCGAGCUCUUUGACCAUUACCUUGUCAAGCUGCACGAGGCCGGCGGGCCCAAGCUGGAGAGGGCGGCCAUCUGGGACGACUACCGGAAGCAUCAUCUCCAUGGCUUCGCUUGGGCUCUGGCGCCGCCUCUGAUGCAGCCUAAGGACAUUGUUGACGCCAUGACGGAGAGACACGUUGCGGCCAUGGUCGACCACCAGAGCAUGGAGCUCCUGGAGAGUCUCCCCGGGUAUGUCACGGAGGCGUAA
This is a messenger RNA of Chaetomium fimeti, 1122 nucleotides long. RefSeq names its product kinase-like domain-containing protein. The transcript has a single exon. The record is from RefSeq and is a predicted model, not a curated record. NCBI's taxonomy places the organism in Eukaryota, Fungi, Ascomycota, Sordariomycetes, Sordariales, Chaetomiaceae. The coding region runs from base 1 to 1122 and encodes 373 amino acids.